Messenger RNA from Girardinichthys multiradiatus, 3649 nucleotides. It is a transcript of the gene dpp4, whose product is annotated as dipeptidyl-peptidase 4. Gene Ontology annotation, molecular function: dipeptidyl-peptidase activity; serine-type endopeptidase activity. Lineage: Eukaryota; Metazoa; Chordata; Actinopteri; Cyprinodontiformes; Goodeidae. Bases 202 to 2421 code for a protein of 739 amino acids. Gene Ontology annotation, biological process: proteolysis. The record is from RefSeq and is a predicted model, not a curated record. The transcript has 26 exons.
CGGUAGACAGUUUUGGGGAAGACACUUCCUCAAACACUGAAGAACUUUACUCCGCAGAUUUACAGUCUCACCUUUGAAACUUCAGCUGAGAUAAUAUUUAACUCCAACGCAUGACUUUCGCGUCACUUUACAGUUCUCCGUGUCUGUAGCCUUGUGGAAAACGAUGCAGUUGUGAUUCGGACGGGUAACAAAACAGAAACAAUGGUUUCCAUCGCAAAAGUGCUGCUCGCUGUCUUAGGGGUUGCAGUGGUCGUCGUUUUGAUAGCGGUGCCCACGGUUAUAUUUUUGAAGGAGGAGGAGGGGUCCAACAUGAGAACUUUCACCCUGUUCGAUGUCUUCAACUAUACACUGAAACCAGCAUCCUACAACAUGAAAUGGAUUUCAGACUAUGAGUACCUGCAUAAAGAAACCGACGGCUCUAUCUUCCUCUACAAUGUGAACACAAACAUGUUUGAAGAAUUUCUGAACAGAGACAAGUUUAUAGCACGGGACGCUUACGACUACCAGCUGUCUGCUGACAGAAGAUAUGUUGCUUUCAUGAGCAACUACAACAAGGUGUGGAGACAUUCGUUCACAGCUUCCUAUUCAUUGUAUGACCGGCAGUCAGACAAAGAUAUCACGCCCUCUGACAUUCCGGAUGUGGUCCAGUACUUUGCAUGGGCCCCUAUGGGGAACAAACUGGCCUAUGUUUGGGACAACAAUGUCUAUUUGAAGAUCAGCCCUGAAUCACCAAGAGAGCAAAUCACUUUUAACGGAGAGCCAAAUAAGAUAUUAAACGGGAUCCCAGAUUGGGUCUAUGAGGAGGAGAUGUUCUCAUCUAAUCGGGGUGUCUGGUGGUCACCUGGAGGGACGUAUUUGGCAUAUGCUGAAUUCAAUGACACUUUAGUGCACAAUAUUGAGUAUUCUUGGUUUGGCGAGGACCAGUACCCCAGCACUAUUUCCAUUCCAUAUCCUAAGGCAGGUACUCCCAACCCUGUUGUGAAACUGUUUGUUGUGGACACUGACAACACAACAAUAGUCACAGAAGUUGUUGUUCCAGCCUCAUUCAGCAAACUUGAGCACUACCUGGCCUCUGUUACCUGGGUGACUGAUAACCGUAUAGCUGUUCAGUGGCUAAAGAGACAACAGAACCACCUCAUUCUUCAGAUUUAUGACAUCAGUGGAUCGAGCAGGAAUCCCGUUGAGCAUCUGGAGCUGACAAGUACAGGCUGGAUUGGACGGUUCUCUCCAUCAGAGCCAGUUUUUACCCCUGAUGGGAACAGUUACUACCUGAUCAUUAGCGACAACACAAAGUACAAGCACAUCCAUCAUGUGGUUGGGGGAGUGGCUACACCCAUCACAUCUGGGCACUGGGAGGUUAUUGAAAUUCUGAGAGUCACUCAAGAUAGUGUGUAUUAUAUAAGCAACGAAAAGGACAACAAGCCUGGAGGAAGGAAUGUCUACCAAUGGACAAACCAAGGCUCCAGGUGUCUAACUUGCUCUCUUCUAUCAGACUGUGAAUAUAACUCGGCGUACUUCAGCCACAACGCCUCCUACUACGGUUUCAGCUGCAGUGGUCCAAGAAUUCCACAAUAUUAUCUUAUGGAGACAAGGAGUAAUAAACAGAUCAAACGUUUGGAGGACAACAAGGUAUUUGAAGGUGAAAUAUCUCAAAUCCAAAUUCCCACAAUGCUUCGAGGGACCAUUAAUCUUCACUCAUAUAACCUUUGGUAUCAGAUGCAUUUACCCCCAGACUUUGAUGAGUCGAAGAAGUACCCUUUGCUAAUAGAUGUGUAUGCAGGUCCCUGCAGUCAGAAGGUAGACCUCAGAUACAGGGUGAACUGGUCCACCUACCUGGCCAGCACUCAGAAAAUCAUUGUUGCCAGCUUUGACGGAAGAGGAAGCGGUUACCAGGGCGACCAGCUGAUGCAUGAAAUCUACAGACGUCUGGGAACCUAUGAGGUGGAAGAUCAGAUAACAGCAGCUAAGGAGUUCAUCAAAAUGGGCUUCAUUGACAGAGAUAGGGUCGCUAUAUGGGGAUGGUCCUAUGGUGGAUAUGUUUCUUCAAUGGUUUUGGGUUCUGGCAGCAGAGUUUUCAAAUGUGGAAUGGCAGUGGCUCCUGUAUCCAAAUGGGAAUAUUAUGAUACCAUCUACACAGAGCGCUAUAUGUUGCAGCCCUCAGAAAAUCAGGGCGCCUAUGACAACUCAACAGUAAUGGCCAGGGCCAAGAACUUCAAAUCAGUGCAGUAUCUUCUGGUUCACGGAACAGCAGAUGAUAAUGUCCACUUCCAGCAGGCUGCUGAGAUCUCAGAAGCUUUGGUGAAUGAGCAGGUGGACUUUGAUGCCAUGUGGUACACAGACAAGGAUCACGGACUGGGAGGCUCGGCCAACAUGCAUGUCUACACUCACAUGUCUAAAUUCCUACAUACAUGCUUUGCAUAAAUUGAUCUAUGUUUAUUUUUAUUUUCUCUGUGAAUAAGAUAUUGUUGUAAUAAUAACUGCAUUAACUUAUAUAUCCUCCUUUAGGAGCCGAACUUAACAAGUGCCAAAGAGUCCUUGCCAUAAUUUUGUAAUGUGCUCCCACUAAAGAAAGCAAAACAAUGUCCUACAAGUAGUUACAGAGAAUACAAAUAAAGAUGCUCACUGAAAACCCAGAGAAAAUGGACCAAAUCUGAUAUUUAUUUGGUUUUCUGCAUUAUCUGAACAAACAAACCCUAACCCCUGCUUAUCAUCUAAGCGUUCUUGACUUUUGUAGAUUGUCUACCAUAAAAAUUUGAUUUAAUAUUUUUUGUAUAUUCAAAAAAAACAUCAUAUGCCCAUAUUUGGUAGGACUGAGUAUUAAAAAGAUCUGAGUCAAAGGUGAAAAAGGGACACGAUGUAUUUUUAAAAUACUUAUCAUUCAAAGUCAUCAACAUUUUGGAAGUGUUUAUUUUACAUGUGCUUCAUAUAUAUUUGUUUCACGGUGAAAAAAUAUGUGGCUGAGGUGUACUGAGGAAACAGCACCUCCUAUAGUCACAUUGAAUGUGAUGGUCCCCAAAUUAGGUACCUGACUGGAAAUGGGAACCAUUACUUUGCUAUGGUUUAAAGUCCUUUUAAUGAGAUGUCAAAGAAAGUGUCGGAGUGUAACACACAAUAACAUAGAGAAACACAAAAUCGCCCCUCCUUCACCUAUUGCUGUUUACUGCCGCUUAGCUAAUAUUCUUUUUCUUUGCUUACAAUAAAGACAGAAUUGGCCGUUUAGGCAUAUAUCCAGUUGCAAAAAACACAUACAGUCAUGGCGCAGAAACUAAAAUAAAUGCCUCUUGUAUGUUAUUAUAGUAGUCGCUGUUUUAAUGCUACAUUUGGCAAGGUACAAAUAAGCAGCAUGUCUGUUAGGUGGUUGACUGCUGAAAACAGAUUGUCUUAGCUAAUGAAGCAAUGUUUGACUCAAAAUAAUGAGAAACACCCAGUGAUAUCUGAAAAUAAAUACAUAAAUGAUUUACAAAUUUAGAAAAAAUGUGAUGGAUUCUGUUCAAUUCGUAUAUGAAAUAUGUAGUUAUUUUACCUUGUGGAAAAAUAUGCAUAUGUUAUUGAUGUAAACUGAACCAACGUUAUUUCUGAAAAUAAGUUUUCAGAGUCUUGUUUAUAUGUUUUCAUAACAAAUUAAUAAUUAAAUAAUUUUUUUAAAACA